This is a messenger RNA of Syngnathus typhle (broad-nosed pipefish), 1096 nucleotides long. RefSeq names its product proline rich Gla (G-carboxyglutamic acid) 2 (gene prrg2). Gene Ontology annotation, molecular function: calcium ion binding. The coding region runs from base 189 to 773 and encodes 194 amino acids. Lineage: Eukaryota; Metazoa; Chordata; Actinopteri; Syngnathiformes; Syngnathidae. The record is from RefSeq and is a predicted model, not a curated record. Gene Ontology annotation, cellular component: extracellular region. The transcript is spliced from 7 exons.
UCCAACAGGUUUCGGGAUAUGAGCUUGUUUGGGGAAGACGACGCUUAGUGCGUGUGACAGUUUGGAGGUUUCAAACUAAAAUAUCCUGAAGACCCUUGUUAAGUCCCAUGUUUUUCUGAGGAGAGAAGGAACACACACUCCCGGACCGGAGGAGCCGGAUAAGCAGGUUCCAUGUCUGUUUUCUUUCAAUGGCAGCCUUAAUGAUGUGGAUCGCCGUGCUGGGUUUUCUUCAGUUGGCUUACUGCUCGCUCACCUACCGACACCUUUCAGGGAGUUCACCGUUAUUGGACCAACAGUCAGCCAAUGCCUUCCUGUCUCGCUCACUGCUUUAUAACAGCUGGGACUUUGAACUAGUGGUCCCGGACAAUCUUGAAAGGGAAUGUCAGGAGGAGAUAUGCACAUAUGAAGAGGCCAGAGAAGUGUUUGAGGAUGACGUUCUGACGGAAGUGUUUUGGAACGACUAUAUCGAAAACUACGCACCAAGCGUGGACGUGUCCGGCCUGGUGGCAGGGAUCCUGGCAUUAUUGGUGUGUGCUGUGAUUGCCACUGUGCUGGGUUUCUACUUCUACAAGGCCAAGAACAAAGGGGGAAGGAGACCUGUGCAGAUGGUGCAAGAUGGCCGCCCAGCCCCAGAGAUGGUGCCCCUGGCAACUGCCCCGGGUCUACCAAGUUACAGCGAGGCUCUGAACCGCAGUGGGAUGCACGAUGCCCCACCGCCACCUUAUUCAGGGGGGGCGCCAUCUGAGUUUGCAAACCCAGGAGACAACGAGUGAGCCAGGUCUGAGCCAGCCAGCCAGCCAGCCAGCCAGAGCUGCUUCAAAGUGGUUGAUGCUGGCGCUUGAUGAUGGUUUGAGUCAAGUUUAAAUAUUGCAUGUUGGAUAACGUAUUUAUAGGCGGAGUUGAUAGCCAAACUCAAAAUGGACACUUUUGACAGGAUGACGUACCGUGUUUAGAUGAGAUGCUCUUAAUUGGGUAGAAGUGAGGGGUGGGGCUGUUUUUUUGUUUGUUUGUUUGUUUUCCUCUCCCCUCUCCCCAUUACGUCCAGUUUAUGUGCAUGAUGUGGCCGAGUCACAAUAAAUCCAUUAAGAUGGUUAUA